GCGUAUUUUUUAUUGAAAGAAAGACGAAGACGACGUGAUAUUUUAUGUGUUGAAAAAACUGCAUUUAAAAACAAGUGGCUUGCUGCAAGGACCACAUAAACAUUUGCCCAGCUAAACGUAUAAAAGUGUAUUGCAUGUAUUUAAUGAGCGCUGCACGGCAACUCUGUGUGCUACCACAAAAAUAUAAUGAGCCAGGCACUCAAUGAAUCGGCGAAUAGUAUUGGCUCAGACGAACACGAUGAACCACGUGAUGAGGCAAACGGCACGGACAACAGUGACAGUGGCAGCGGCAGUGGCUCCUCCGGAUCAGACUCAGAUACGGAUAGUUCCUCGGGAAAUUCCAGCGAUGGACGAAGCUCUCCGGAGCCGGAUGUCAACAAAUCAACAAGUACAUCGGUGGCGGGUUUUCCACCAACAGCAGCUGCUGCACAGGCGGACAGUAAGACAAAUGGCUUCACAGACGAUCAGGAGGAGAGUUCCAGUGGCGGCUCAAGUGGCAGCGACUCCGAUUCGGAGCCGGAGGAAAACAGAGCACGCGGAGACCAGACAGCAACUGGCGGCAAGCUCAGCGCGAACACGAGCACGAGCACCAACAGCAGCAGCAGCAGCUCCACAAAGCCGCCGCAGCAGAACGAAGAGGAGGAGAACGACGAUGACGAUGAAGAGACUGAAACUGUACAGCAACAGCAGGAGCAGGAGCAAGCGGAUGCCUCUGCCGAUGAUGAUGAUGCCAGUGAUAGUUCUGCCAAUGCAUCGCCCACAUCCUCAAGCAGCAGCAGCGAGGAUGAGGAGGAGGACUAUAGACCCAAGCGUACGCGCCAGGCGCGCAAGCCACCAACCGCCGCACCCGACAAAUCGAAGCGAGCGCCGCCACCCAAGAAGAAAAAGAAAACCUGGGACUCGGACGAAAGCGAUGAGAGCGACGACAGCGAUGAUGAGUCCGCCCAUAAGCGCAAGCCGGCGCCAGCCACUACCUCGAGGAGUAAAUCAGUGCCACAGCUGCAGCCACAGCGACGUCGUGUAAAGUCCUUCAGCUCUGAGGACAGCGACGAUGAUGACGCCAGCAAGCGCUGUGCCACACGUCGCACAGGUGCCGCGGUUAGCUACAAGGAGGCGUCUGAAGACGAGGCCACCGACUCGGAGGAUCUGCUGGAGUGCGAAUACGAUGAGACACAGGCGGCAGCAUCCGCCGCAGCUGCCGUGGAAGAUGAGAAAUGUGAGACCAUUGAACGGAUCCUGGCACAGCGCAUGGGCAGAAGGGGCUGCACGGGUAACAAGACGACAAUCUAUGCCAUCGAAGAACCCCAAGCAAAGGCAGAAGAGGUGGAAAAGGUGGCUGAAACGGACGCCGAUGAACAGGAGGAAGAGGAGCAAUUCCUGAUCAAAUGGAAAGGCUGGUCGUAUAUCCACAACACAUGGGAAUCGGAGCGCACGCUGCGCGACAUGAAGGCCAAGGGCAUGAAAAAGUUGGACAACUUCAUCAAGAAGGAACAGGAGCAGGCCUACUGGCGACGCUACGCUGGCCCCGAGGACAUUGACUACUUUGAGUGCCAGAUGGAGCUGCAGCACGAGCUUCUCAAGUCGUACAACAAUGUGGACAGGAUCAUUGCGAAGGGAUCGAAGCCGGAUGUCGGCACCGAUGAGUUCCUUUGCAAGUGGCAAUCGCUGCCGUAUGCCGAGGCCACCUGGGAGGAUGCCACGCUGGUGCUGCGCAAGUGGCAGCGCUGUGCCGAGCAGUUCCACGACAGGGAGUCCUCCAAGUGCACACCCUCGCGUCACUGUCGCGUCCUCAAGUAUCGUCCGAAGUUCUCGCGCAUCAAGAAUCAGCCAGACUACUUGGUAGCGGGCCUGGUGCUCAGGGAUUAUCAAAUGGACGGCCUCAAUUGGCUGUUGCACUCAUGGGCCAAGGAGAACUCUGUCAUACUAGCCGAUGAGAUGGGCCUGGGCAAGACAAUACAGACCAUAUGCUUCCUCUACUCCCUGUUCAAGGUGCACCACCUGUACGGGCCCUUCCUCUGUGUGGUGCCCCUCAGCACGAUGACUGCCUGGCAGCGGGAGUUCGAUCUGUGGGCGCCGGACAUGAAUGUGGUCACCUAUCUGGGCGACAUCAAGUCCCGCGAGAUGAUCCAGCAGUACGAGUGGCAAUUUGAGGGCUCCAAAAGACUGAAAUUUAACUGCAUCCUCACCACCUAUGAGAUUGUACUCAAGGACAAGCAGUUUCUGGGCACACUGCAGUGGGCAGCGCUGCUGGUGGACGAGGCGCAUCGCCUCAAGAACGAUGAUUCCCUGCUGUACAAGUCGCUCAAGGAAUUUGACACAAACCAUCGACUGCUGAUCACGGGCACACCGCUGCAGAACUCCCUCAAGGAGCUGUGGGCUCUGCUGCACUUCAUCAUGCCCGAGAAGUUCGACACGUGGGACAACUUUGAGCUGCAGCACGGCAAUGCCGAGGACAAGGGUUACACGCGACUGCACCAGCAGCUGGAGCCGUACAUCCUGCGGCGUGUGAAGAAGGAUGUGGAGAAGUCACUGCCCGCCAAAGUGGAACAGAUACUGAGGGUGGAGAUGACCUCGUUGCAGAAGCAAUACUACAAAUGGAUUCUCACCAAGAACUUUGAUGCGUUGCGCAAGGGCAAGAAGGGCUCCACCUCCACCUUCCUGAACAUAGUCAUCGAGCUGAAGAAGUGCUGCAAUCAUGCGGCACUGAUCCGGCCCUCGGAGUUUGAGCUGAUGGGCCUGCAGCAGGACGAGGCACUGCAGACGCUGCUCAAGGGUUCCGGCAAGCUGGUGCUGUUGGACAAGCUGCUGUGUCGACUUAAGGAGACGGGUCAUCGGGUGCUCAUAUUCUCACAAAUGGUCCGCAUGCUGGACGUCCUGGCCGACUACCUGCAGAAGCGUCACUUUCCCUUUCAGCGCCUCGAUGGCAGCAUCAAGGGGGAGAUGCGUCGCCAGGCGCUCGAUCAUUUCAAUGCCGAGGGCAGCCAAGACUUUUGCUUUCUCCUAUCCACCAGAGCCGGCGGUCUGGGCAUCAAUCUGGCCACAGCCGACACGGUCAUUAUUUUCGAUUCUGACUGGAAUCCACAGAACGAUCUGCAGGCCCAGGCUCGGGCACAUCGCAUUGGGCAAAAGAAUCAAGUGAAUAUCUAUCGUCUGGUCACGGCCAGAUCUGUCGAGGAGCAAAUUGUGGAGCGGGCCAAGCAGAAGAUGGUCCUGGAUCACCUUGUCAUUCAGCGGAUGGACACCACGGGUCGCACGGUUCUGGAUAAAAGUGGCAACGGUCACUCAUCGAACUCCAAUCCAUUCAACAAGGAUGAUCUCUCUGCCAUACUGAAGUUUGGCGCCGAGGAACUCUUCAAGGACGAGCCGGAGCACGACGAACACGAGCUGGUCUGCGACAUUGAUGAGAUUCUGCGUAGGGCAGAGACCCGCAACGAUGAUCCAGAGAUGCCGGGCGAUGAUCUUCUGUCCGCGUUCAAGGUGGCCAGCAUAGCGACCUUCGAGGAGGAGCCAAGCGAAUCGAACAAACAAGAUACGGACGCUGGGGAUGAUGCGGAGGACGACAGCAAAGACUGGGAUGACAUUAUUCCUGAGGGCUUUCGCAAGGUCAUCGAGGAUCAGGAGAAGGCCAAAGAAAUGGAAGAUCUCUAUCUGCCGCCCAGAAGGAAGACGGCGGCGGCAAAUCAAAACGAAACGAAGCGCGGCGGCGGUAAAGGUGGGCGUGCCAAGCAGGCCGACGACUCUGGCGACUCCGAGUAUGAGCUGGGCUCCGAUGCCAGCGGUGAUGAAGGUCGUCCACGCAAGCGCGGACGUCCGACAAUGAAGGAGAAGAUCACCGGCUUCACCGAUGCCGAGCUGCGUCGCUUCAUACGCAGCUACAAGAAGUUCCCCGCCCCGCUGCACCGCCUGGAGGCGAUUGCGUGCGAUGCCGAGCUGCAGGAGAAGCCACUGGCCGAGCUGAAGAGACUCGGCGAAAUGCUGCACGAUCGGUGCGUCCAGUUCCUGGAGGAGCACAAGGAGGAAGAGCUAAAGACUGUGCCGGACGACACUCCGGGGGCCAAGCAGCGGCGCGCACGUGCCACCUACUCUGUGAAGCUCGGGGGCGUAUCCUUCAAUGCCAAAAAGCUGCUGACCUCCGAGCAAGAGCUGCAGCCCCUCAACGAGAUCAUACCCAGUGCAGCGGCGGAAAGGCAGCAGUGGACAUUCAACAUUAAGACGCGUGCGCCCGUCUUCGAUGUGGAAUGGGGCAACGAAGAGGACACCAAACUACUGUGCGGCAUUUACCAGUACGGCAUCGGUUCGUGGGAGCAGAUGAAGCUGGAUCCCACUCUUAAGCUUACCGACAAGAUUCUGCUGAACGACACGCGCAAGCCGCAGGCCAAACAGCUGCAGACCCGGGCCGAGUACCUGCUCAAGAUCAUCAAGAAGAACGUGGAGCUGACGAAGAAGGGCGGACAGAAGCGCCAGCGUCGGCCCAGAGCUGCGCGAAUCAACGCAGAAUCGAAGGCAGGCAGCAACAACACCGCGUCUGGCGCUACGGCCGAGGGCAAAGCUCUGGCCGAGGCCGAGGAAACAGCCGACGGCGGUCGUGGGGCACUGGAUAAUAGUUCCAGCCAUCUGGAUCCCUCCUAUACAGCUUCCCCGCAUCAGACUGCUGGCUCAGAAGGAGCCGUCACUGCACAGAAGACUAAAAAGUCCAAAACCAGAUCAAAGAAGACGAGCGCUUCGGACAACAAUGGCAACAAGCCGAUGCACUUUACGGCCAAUAAUGAGCCGCGAGCCUUGGAGGUGCUGGGCGAUUUAGAUCCGAGCAUUUUCAACGAAUGCAAGGAGAAAAUGCGUCCAGUGAAGAAGGCCUUGAAGGCAUUGGAUCAGCCCGACUUGAGUCUGUCCGAUCAGGAUCAGAUGCAGCACACGCGGGAUUGCCUGCUGCAGAUCGGCCGUCAGAUCGAUGUGUGUCUGCAGCCGUAUGGCGAUUCGGAGAAGAAGGAAUGGCGCAGCAAUCUGUGGUACUUUGUGUCCAAGUUCACGGAGCUGGAUGCCAAGCAUCUGUUCAAGAUCUACAAGCAUGCGCUCAAGCAGCAGCAUGGUCGGGAGUCGGGUGGCAAGUCGGCCAAGAGCAGAGCUGGCUCCAAGGAGGAUUCGGUGAGUCCCAGCAAGAAUCGACGCAGCAACGGUCUUCCAGCGGAAGCAAAGGACAAAGACAGGGAGAGGGAGCGGGACAAGAGCGGCAAGAAGAAGCGGAAAGAUAAGGAUAAGGAGCGUGCGGGACAGUCGCGUUACUCGGAUGGCGGAACGCCCUCUUCGGGUCGCUUUGCCAACGAUUCGCCGCUGAAGAGAAAGCGAGACGAGAACGAUGUUGAUGGCGGCGGAGGUAGCGUGGCGAUUGUUGGCGCCGGAAUCAGCGACCAACUCAAGUCCAUGUCCUUUAAGCGUCAGAACAUGGAGCGUCACGAGGAGCGUAAGAAGCAUCAUCGCAGCAGCGAAUACUACGGCAGCAGUGGAGCUCCACCGCCGGGUAGCUAUGAAGGCAGCAGUAGCAAUGCACGCCGCGCGGGCCUGAACUCUCCUUCGACGCCGAAUAGCCGCAGUGCUCGAGGCGGUGGUAGCUACGAGACACUGCCUGCUCCAUCGGGCUACACGCCGGACCUGGAGCGUUGGCAUGCCAGAGAACGGUACAGCUUGGAGUAUAAACGCGAUCGCUAUGAAGUUGGCUAUCCACGCAGCGGCGGACCUCCCGGAGGCUACCAUCGGGAUCAUCGCGAGCGUGAACGCGACCGUCGUCCCGACAAGCGAAGAUAUCCGCCACACCUGCCGCCUCAUGCCUACCCGAGCCACUAUCUGCCAACGAACUAUUACAUGCCGAAUGGGAUUGUGCCAGGGAUCGUACCUCCACCGCCAGGAUACCGCAGCGAUCCGCGUGGGUAUCCCAUGAUGCCACGCGAAUAUCCAGCCGACUAUCGACGCAGCGACUACGAGCGACGUACGCAGACGUGAGAAGCGCCAAAGCGUCAUCAACUGUACAUA
Messenger RNA from Drosophila guanche, 6024 nucleotides. RefSeq names its product chromodomain-helicase-DNA-binding protein 1 (gene Chd1). The coding region runs from base 187 to 5994 and encodes 1935 amino acids. Lineage: Eukaryota; Metazoa; Arthropoda; Insecta; Diptera; Drosophilidae. The record is from RefSeq and is a predicted model, not a curated record. Gene Ontology annotation, cellular component: chromatin; nucleus. Gene Ontology annotation, molecular function: chromatin binding; ATP hydrolysis activity; ATP-dependent chromatin remodeler activity. The transcript has 7 exons. Gene Ontology annotation, biological process: nucleosome organization; regulation of transcription by RNA polymerase II.